Molecule: messenger RNA, 821 nt
Organism: Hippoglossus stenolepis (Pacific halibut)
Lineage: Eukaryota; Metazoa; Chordata; Actinopteri; Pleuronectiformes; Pleuronectidae
Product: IQ calmodulin-binding motif-containing protein 1
Exons: 4
Coding region: 359-751 (130 amino acids)
Biological process (GO): cilium assembly
Cellular component (GO): cilium
Molecular function (GO): calmodulin binding
Source: RefSeq, a predicted model, not a curated record
CAGUGUGAUGACGUCAUGUUGCCGUAGAAACAGCAGCGCGUCGGCUAGCUACGAGCUAACUGUGUUAGCUGUCAAACGUUGUGUUUGAAACUUCGAAGCGUUUAUUUGUCAGUGUUUUACCAUCAACGAGUCGACGGAGCCGACGUUUAACCGGAUAACGACACUUGUUUUACCCGCUGAAGUGAAGUGACGGAUAAACAACGAACCACAGUCGCCUUGUGGUCCGAGGCGAGCUAACAGAUGCUAACAGAUGCUAACAGAUGCUAACAGGUGUCAGAAGGUGGAAACUAUGAAAUCAGAGACAUAAAUAAAGUGUUUCACCUGUAACACUUAAAUUCACCUGCAGGACUAAUAGAACAUGGAGUCUGUGUCCCAGCUGAAGAAACAUCUGGAGGAGGAAGAUCUGAACCUGCAGCAGAAAGUCACCUUGCUCAACAGCAGCGUCACGAACGUCCUGAACGUGGCGGCGCUUCAGACCGACAGCGGUGCUUUGCCUCGUGUGAAGUCUGAGCUGUAUCACAGCGGCGUCCUGAGUCACUGCGUCCUCGUCCUCGCUCAGGAUCCCAGAGAGCUGAGGAGCAACUGGAGCGCCGCCGCCACCCUCGCCCAGCUCACCAGCUCCUGCUGUGUUGGGUUUGACCCUGGUGACGAUGCAAAGGCCUUUUAUAGGCUCCUCCUACCGUCAGUCGUGGACGGCCUCCUGUCAUUGGCCAGUCAGCUGAUGAGGCGGGUGGAGGUGAGUGAGCCUUGAAGCUUCACAGUCGAAGCGUCUGAAGCUGAUCCAGAUGUGUGUGUGUGUCAGUGUGUGUCUCUGUUCAGGA